AUGCUUGCGGCGUUUGCCCAGAGCCGCCAGCUCCACUACGCUCAAGAUCUCUUCGCAAGAAUGCCGCUAUGGAGCUUGAUCUCCUGGAACUCGAUGCUCUCGGCGUACUCUCGCAGCGUGGAUGCGAUCCAGAAGCUCCAAGAUCUCUUCGAUUCCAUGCCGGUCACAAAUCUCGUCUCCUGGAGCGUGCUCUUGGCGGCAUACGCGCAGAUUGGGGAUUUCCAGCGCGCGCUCGCGAUUCUGGAAAGAAUGCCCGACUGGAAUCUCGUUGCCUGGAAUUCGCUGCUGGAUGCUCAUGCCCGGCGAGGAGAUCUGGAUCGGGUGAAGCAGCUCUUCGAUUCGAUGCCCGAUCGAGACAUCCUCUCCUGGACCGCGCUCCUCACUUGCUACGCUCGAUCCGGGAGAUUAUCCGAUGCUUCCCUCCUCCUCGCCGCCAUGCCCGCGUGGGAUCUCGUCUCCUGGAACGUGAUGCUCGCCGCGGAGGCCGAGAGUGGGAACAUCCACAGCGCCAAGAAUUUCUUCGAUCGAAUGCCGGAGCGGAGCUUCGCGUCCUGGAAUCUGAUGAUCACCGCCUACUCGCACGACGGCCAGGUGAAAUCCGCCAAGAGCCUCUUCGAUCAAACCCCAGCCAAGAACCUCCUCCUCUACAACGCGAUGCUCACAGCCUACGCCCAAAACGGGUGCCACGCCCUCGCGAUCGAGCUCUUCGCCUCGAUGCCGUGCAGAGAUCUCGUCUCCUACAAUGCAACGCUCUCCGCGCUCGCGAAAUCUAGCCCUAUCGAUCAAACCAAAGAUUUCUUCGACCUAAUUCCCGAGAAGAACAUCGUUGCAUGGAAUGCGAUGCUCACAACAUAUGCCGAGAAUGGGCAUCUGGAAAUGGCGAUUUCCAUGUUCGAUUCGAUGAGCCAUCAUGACAUCGUGUCCUACACUGCCAUGGUCACUGCGUAUGGAUCGAGCGGCCAGAUAGAACACGCAAGAACGGUGUUUGAUUCGUCACCCCAGAAAGACGUUGUUUUAUCAACUGCCAUGCUCGCAGCAUAUGCCCAUUUAGGGUUCUUGGCAGAGGCUAGCACAAUUUUCCAAUCUUUGCGAGAAUGCAGCAUGAUCACGUGGAAUUCUAUGCUAGCUGCGCACGAAUUGAGCAGCACAAUCGAGAAAUCCCAGUGGAUUUUCGAUUUGAUGCCGGUAAGAGAUACAGUGUCUUGGAUUUUGAUGCUCAGCGCAUAUGCCCGCCUUGGGCAUCUGGAGAGAGCGAUUUCCUUCUUCGCGACAAUGCCAAUGCCACACGCAGUCCCAGAUCGCGUCGUGCCCUGGAACACGAUGCUCGCGGCGCACGGAACCAGCGGCCAGGACGCCGAGAAUCUCCUGUGGGCCGCGAAUUUGCAAGGCGUGGCCCCGGAUGCCGUCUCCUUCGUCUCGAUUUUGGGGGCGUUUGGCCACACCGGCGACGUGGAUUCCGGCUGGAGCUACUUCGUGUCGAUGCGCAGCGAUUACUCGAUCCAGCCGGAGAAGCUCCACUUUGGGUGCAUGGUGGCCAUCCUGGCUCGAGCCGGGAACUUCGAUUUCGCCCGGGAUCUCCUCGACAACAUGCCAUUCGUUCCAGGGAUCGAGCAAUUGAGCUGCCUGACACUGUUCUAG
Selaginella moellendorffii is the source of this 1638-nucleotide messenger RNA. Its product is annotated as pentatricopeptide repeat-containing protein At4g02750-like. Gene Ontology annotation, molecular function: protein binding. NCBI's taxonomy places the organism in Eukaryota, Viridiplantae, Streptophyta, Lycopodiopsida, Selaginellales, Selaginellaceae. The record is from RefSeq and is a predicted model, not a curated record. The transcript has a single exon. The coding region runs from base 1 to 1638 and encodes 545 amino acids.